GGCCACGUGACCCGCCCCGGGGAUAAAUAGACGGCGCGGUCCGGGUUCUGCACAGUCGCCCUCCCGCCUCCUGGAGCCCGUCCCGAGCCGUCGGAGCCAGCACCGGAUCCCGCACCAGCGCCGCCGCAGGAUGGAGCGCCCGCAGCCCGACAGCAUGCCCCAGGAUUUGUCAGAGGCCCUGAAGGAGGCCACCAAGGAGGUGCACACCCUGGCGGAGAACGCCGAGUUCAUGAAGAACUUUCAGAAGGGCGAGGUGACCCGAGAAGGUUUUAAGCUGAUAAUGGCAUCUCUGUACCACAUCUAUGUGGCCCUGGAGGAGGAGAUCGAACACAACAAGGAGAACGCGGUCUAUGCUCCCCUCUACUUCCCGGAAGAGCUGCACCGAAGGGGGGCCCUCGAGCAGGACAUGGCCUUCUGGUACGGGUCCCGCUGGCAGGAGGCCAUCCCCUACACGCAGGCCACCAGGCGCUACGUGCAGCGACUCCAAGAGGUGGGGCGCGCCGAGCCCGAGCUGCUGGUGGCCCACACCUACACCCGCUACCUGGGUGACCUGUCUGGGGGCCAGGUCCUCAAGAAGAUCGCUCAGAAGGCCCUGGACCUGCCCAGCUCCGGAGAGGGCCUGGCCUUCUUCACUUUCUCCAACGUCGGCAGUGCCACCAAGUUCAAGCAGCUGUACCGCUCCCGUAUGAACACUCUGGAGAUGACCCCCGAGGUCAGGAAGAGGGUCCUCGAUGAGGCCAAGACUGCCUUCCUGCUCAACAUCCAGCUGUUUGAGGAGUUGCAGGGGCUGCUGACUCAGGACGCCAAGGACCAGAGCCCCUCGCGGGCACCAGACCUUCGCAGGCGGGCUGGCAGCAGGGCGCAAGACUCUGCUCCCACGGAGGCGUCCAGGGGGAAGCCCCAGCUCAGCAUCCUCUCCCAGGUGCCGCUCAUGCGAUGGGUCCUCAUGUUCAGCUUUCUGGUGGCAACGGUCGCCGUGGGGCUUUACACCAUGUGAGUGUAAGCAUGCUGGCUCCUGGCCGUGAACUCUUUUUGGAGAGGGACAGCCUCUUGGCCGGCUUCCUUCCCUUGGGCAUGGGGAGUGGGAGCAGCUGUUGGGGUCCCUGCCGUCUCCCUGCGUCCCUCUCUCUCUGGAAGAAAGGAGUCUGCGGCAUCUCCCCCAACCAAAAGCACAUCCAGCCAAUGACCUGAACUUCAGAGUGGGACGAGGGGUCCUGCCCAGCCCCGAGGGCACCCUCCCCACCCCGUUCCUGCAGCAGAGCCCAAAAGAUGUAGCCAGAAGCGACCGCUGUCGUGAACCUCCAAAUGCCCUGGGUCCUCGGUCUCCUUGUUGACAUGCUGUGACCGCCUGCCCCCUGGGCCAUGGCAAUUUUUGUAUAAAUAUGCAAAGAUGUUGUGUCUCGUGUUUCCGUCUUGUUUUUGUUGGAGCCACUUUUCGUUCCUGACUCGGCCUGAACUGCGGUAUUUUGUUGUGUUCUGUUUUGUUUUUAUAACAGGGUUGGGGUGGGAGGGAGGGGUUUAACAGCACUGUGGCCUUGGUCGCUAACUUUUAUGUGAAAUAAUAAACUACAUGGCUUAAUAGU
This is a messenger RNA of Balaenoptera musculus (blue whale), 1583 nucleotides long. RefSeq names its product heme oxygenase 1 (gene HMOX1). The record is from RefSeq and is a predicted model, not a curated record. NCBI's taxonomy places the organism in Eukaryota, Metazoa, Chordata, Mammalia, Artiodactyla, Balaenopteridae. The coding region runs from base 131 to 997 and encodes 288 amino acids. Gene Ontology annotation, biological process: response to oxidative stress; heme oxidation; heme catabolic process. The transcript has 5 exons. Gene Ontology annotation, molecular function: heme oxygenase (decyclizing) activity; heme binding.